AUGGGUCCAAAAAAAAGGGCCAUGUCUAUUGAAUUAAAGCGGGAAAUUAUUGAAAAACAUGAACAAGGUGUGCGAGUAGUGGACUUGGCGAGGAUGUACGAGCGUAGCACCUCAAUGAUAUGUACUGUUUUGAAGCAAAAGGAGUUGCUAAAGAGUAUAACUCCAGCUAAGGGCGUUGCAAUAAUUUCUAAGCUUCGGAGUUCUGUUCAUGAUGAGAUGGAGAAAAUAUUGUUGGAAUGGAUGGCCCAGGAGCAGUUUGAAGGAACUACUCUAACACAAAGCAUCAUAUGUGAAAAAGCGCGAGCGAUUUACGACGAGUUGCUUAACCAGAUGCCAAACAAUUCCACAAGCGGAGAACCGGAAGACUCAUUUAAAGCUAGUCGCGGCUGGUUCGACAAUUUCAAAAGAAGAACCGGAAUUCAAUCAGUAGCCAAACAUGGUGAAGCUGCGAGUUCGAACAUGAAAGCAGCUGAGGAUUAUUUCAAGUUUUCAGAUUUGAUACACACCAAAGGAUACAUACCUCAACAAGUCUUUAAAUGUGACGAAAAUAGUUAUGUAAAUACAGAAGAACAGGAGCUGAUAAAGGACAUAACACCAGCUAAGAGAGUUACAAUCAUUCCUAAUCUUCAGAGUUCUAUACACGAAGAGUUGGAGAAACUACUGAUGGUAUGGAUGAUACAGAAGCAGACUGAAGGAACUACUUUAACACAGAGUGCCAUAUGUGAAAAGGCGCGAACAAUUUAUGACGAGCUGCUUAACCAGAUUCCACACACUUCCACAACCGUAGAAUCGGAAGACUCAUUUAGAGAUAUACGUGGCUGGUUUGACAAAUUUGAAAACAGAACCGGACAUGGUGAAGGGGCAAAUUCGAACAUGAAGACAGCUGAGGAUUGUAUCAACAAAUUUUCAGAUGUGACACACACCAAAGGAUACAUACCACAACAAGUUUUUAAAUGUGACGAAACGGAACUUUUCUGGAAAAGACUGCCGAAUAGGACUUACAUAACGAUAGAAGAGAAGUCGAUGCCAGGUUAUCACCCCAUGAAUGAUCGGUUAACUCUAGCCCUAUGCGCAAAUGCGAGUGGCGACUAUAAAAUUAAGCCACUAUUAGUUUAUCACUCAGAGGAUCCCACAGCGUUUAAGACGCAUAGAAUUUUGAAAGAAAAACUUAACGUUAUGUGGAAAGCACAUCCGAAGGCGUGGGUUACCAGAAAAAUCUUUGUUGAAUGGAUAAACUUGGUAUUUGGACCUUCUGUUAAAAAAUAUCUGCUUGAAAACAAUCUACCGGUGCAAGCACUUCUUGUCCUAGAUAAUGGCCGUGCUCACCUGUCAAAUCUUGAAGAUGAUUUACAAAUAGAUUACAAAUUUAUAGAAUUUUUCUACCUGCCACCGAAUACUUCUCCUAUCCUCCAGCCAUUCAAUAAACAGGUGAUUUUCAAUUUUAAAAUGCUAUACAUUAAGCACAUUUUACGGCGUUGCUUUGAUGUGACAGACAACACAAACUUGACACUUAGAGAAUUCUGGAAAAACCAUUUCAAUAUAGUGAUCUGCCUAAAAAUUAUAAACCAGGCCUGGCAGGAUGUUACAACGAGGACCUUAACCUCUGCAUGGAAGAAGCUAUGGCCGGAGAUUGUAGGUGAAAUGGCUUUCGAAGAAUUCAAACCAGAAGCUGCGGUGGUAGAAGAAAUUGUAUCUCUGGGUAAAUCCAUGGGAUUGGAGGUCGAUGAGAAAGAUUUAAACGACCUGGUCGAGGAGCAGUCUCAGGAGUCAACAGUUCAGGAGCUAGAUGAGCUACAUUUACAGCAGCAAGUUAAACAAGAAAAUAUUUCCGAGGACGAACAAGAGAUGGAGAAUGUUAUGUCUACAGAAGACAUCAAGGAAAUAUUGGAAAUGUGGAACAAAAUUGAAAAGUUUGUGGAUAAAAAUCACCCCGAAAAAGUUGCAACUGCUCGAGCAUCAGAGUUGUUUAACGAAACAUGUCUAACUCAUUUCCGCAACAUCAUGUCGGAGAGAAACACACAAUGUCCAUUGGAUAGUUUCAUUAAAUGCGAAGAUCAAUAA
Messenger RNA from Ctenocephalides felis (cat flea), 2061 nucleotides. Its product is annotated as tigger transposable element-derived protein 1-like. Gene Ontology annotation, molecular function: DNA binding. The coding region runs from base 1 to 2061 and encodes 686 amino acids. The record is from RefSeq and is a predicted model, not a curated record. The transcript has a single exon. NCBI's taxonomy places the organism in Eukaryota, Metazoa, Arthropoda, Insecta, Siphonaptera, Pulicidae. Gene Ontology annotation, cellular component: nucleus.